AUGGACACUUCUACACAGGGGGUAUGGACACUUCUACACAGGGGGUAUGGACACUUCUACACAGGGGGUAUGGACACUUCUACACAGGGGUAUGGACACUUCUACACAGGGGUAGGACACUUCUACACAGGGAUGGACACUUCUACACAGGGGGUAUGGACACUUCUACACAGGGGGUAUGGACCUUCUACACAGGGGUAUGGACACUUCUGCACAGGGGGUAUGGACACUUCUGCACAGGGGGUAUGGACACUUCUGCACAGGGGUAUGGACCUUCACAGGGGGUAUGGACCCUUCUACACAGGGGGUAUGGACCCUUCUACACAGGGGGUAUGGACACUUCUACACAGGGGGUAUGGACACUUCUACACAGGGGGUAUGGACACUUCUACACAGGGGGUAUGGACACUUCUACACAGGGGGUAUGGACACUUCUGCACAGGGGCAUGGACACUUCUACACAGGGGGUAG
Molecule: messenger RNA, 471 nt
Organism: Knipowitschia caucasica
Lineage: Eukaryota; Metazoa; Chordata; Actinopteri; Gobiiformes; Gobiidae
Source: the annotation of a GenBank genome assembly